Molecule: messenger RNA, 2640 nt
Organism: Nilaparvata lugens (brown planthopper)
Lineage: Eukaryota; Metazoa; Arthropoda; Insecta; Hemiptera; Delphacidae
Exons: 15
Coding region: 35-2140 (701 amino acids)
Source: RefSeq, a predicted model, not a curated record
CAGGAUAGAAGACAGGUUCAAAUGUUGAGUUGAAAUGGAUCUAUUUUCAGAUAGUGACACGAGUCUCCAGGUUACAGAAUUGCCGAAAUAUUUUCAGGAAUUCGCUGGAUUAAACCGCAGUGGGAUUUUAAGGAAAGGUAGGUGGUCAAUAAAAAGUUUCAUCGAAACUGAAAACGAUGGCGAUGAUGAAGAAGAGAAAGAUGGCGAAGUGGAGGCAGAUCUACCGAUUUGCAAGUUUUUCGACAGAUGGGUCGAAGGAAGGAAAUUGAAAAAGAGGCGGGAGCCACGUGAAAGCGAGCAAUCCAAUCAGGGAGACAAUCGGUGCAAAUGGCUGCACAGUUGGACCAUUCGCGUUCUCUCCAGAAAGGAGGGCAGUGCAGUGCUCAUGGGUCAGCGCGCAUCAUCCGCGAAUCCAAGGGAUAUAGUUGGUGCAGUGUAUAUUGCAGGACGAGUCCAGGAAGUUGUCAAUUCGCACGAAAUAAAAACAACCAAAGGAGAUUUCACAUUAGUAGGAAGUAUAACAGACGAGAAAAAAGAAAUACCUAGCUCUGUGGUGAAGCAUUUCAAGGAUGGAUUCCCAUUAAACUGGAAUGAAAUUAUUAGUAGGCAUUGGGUUUCGAAUUCUGCCUCUGCUUCAUCUUCAGAUGAAAGCAUAGUAGUGAACACUGUUGGUAAGAGGAAGAAGCAAGUUAAAUCCAAGCAGCCUUCCAAUGCUCUUUCAUUGAACAAGAAGAAGAGCAAACUUGGAACAAAAAUAGGAGAUCAAUCGCCACAAAUUAUCUGCAAGGAGAUAUCGCUUUCGCAUUGGACAUUGCAUCGUGACCCCGUUGAGGGAUUCACACUUUCUGGAAUCGUUGAAAGUUCUUCAAAUAAUGCGGAGAUUAGAGUACAGCAAGCUGGAAGAAUUCUGUCAAGAAUUGGACCCAAAACAGUGAAAACAGAACUGGGUGUGUUCAAAUUGAAUGGUGGAAUCAGCGACAGAGACAAAUGUCUCCCAGAACUCAUAAAAUCCAAGUUUGCUGCCUCAUUUCACUGUCAAUGGAAAAGGUUGUUGAAUAGCUGCUUAGAUAAAUUCCCUACAGGCGACAAGAAUCGAGACUCUAGUAAUGAGAGAAAUUCACUAGGUUCAAGUUUUGCAGAUGAAAGUACAGCGUUUGAUGCCAAGGAAUCACAGUCAACUAAGGAUCCUUCUUCUAGAAAAAGAAAGUUUUGUGAAGAACCACCAACGAACAAAAUGGAGAAAAGAGAAACAGGAACGUUGGAUAACAGUUUAGACGAAUCAAUUUCAAUUAGUGAAAGAGACAAGGAAAACAAAGAAGAAGAAUCGACCACUUUGAAUCCCUCUAAGAAACGUGCGAAAAAAAAUACCGUAAAAAAUCCGAAAGGCAACACCAAGGAAAAACGUAAAAGUCAGAAGAAAUCUGAAAAGCCCUUGAAGGAUAAGGUUAAACCUAUUGAGAAGGAAAAAACAGUAAAAACCGUAAAGAAAAGGCAGAGUGUUGCUGCAAUUGAAAAGCCAGUUGCGAAGAAAUCUGUGAAAGGUAAAGCGAAACCUACCAAUACAAAGAAAAAGAAGAAAAAGGAUGAGAAAAAUAAAAAGAACAAGGACACUGAUGAUGACGACUGUGAAUUCAACAUCAAUCUUGAAGAUGCUCUCACUAACAAAAAUGGAAAUGCUUCAUUGUUCUCAUCAUUCAUCUCUGACGGUGUAUUUGGUAGUGCCUCAUUCAAAGACUUCUCGCUUGGUGGAUGUCUGUUGAGUGCGAAAAAGUCGAGGAGUAGAGAGGGGGCUGAAACCCCUCCACCCACCAACAUGGAGUGGUUCGAUUUGCUCAAGAACACCACCUCCAACUCAAUCCACAGCGCCAAUAGCAGUAUCGUUAGCCAUGCUAAUUCAAAGGUGAAACAAGAGAUUAACAAGCGUGUGAAGAAGCUGAACAAAGCUUCUCCAAAACAGUCGAAGAAAUCCAAGUCGAAGAAUCCAGUAAAAGUUACAACAAAACGAAAUAAGGAUGUAGACGACCUACUACAGCAGAUGACUUCAUCGAGAAAAGGCAUGUCCACUCCAGUCCUGGUGAGAAAGAUGUUCCGACCCAGGACACCCAACUCGGACAAUGACAGUUGGGAUAGUGACUACUGACACAAAGUGUUUUCACCUAUUGUAAACCAGCUUUGUAAAUAUACAAAGAUUUUUUACCAUAAGAUUAUAAUCUAAUAGUAUGUAAUAUACUCUUCAGCAGAUUUCAUUAAAAAUGCUUUCCAGUUUAGUACCACGAUUUAGAGUAAACAAAUUGUAAAUUAUUUUCAGUUCAGGGGUUUAGUUGUGCUUCUAAGAUUUCAGUAUUUUAUCUGUAAAAUUGUCUAGUUUAAUUUAUUGCAUCAUAUAUUUUUAUAGUAGUAUUGAAUAAUUUUAGAAGAGUGAAAUUGAUUAAUAGAAACUCCAUUUAUAUAUUUAUAGAACAUUUAUGCUUGUUUCAUAAAAAAUAUCAAUAUACUGGUAUAUUAUGUAUUUUAAAACCUAUCUAUCAUCAUUUGUAUAUGUUAAAUCAGUGUAAUUGCUUGAGUUAUGUAUAUAUGGAUUAAAUUAGUUUGAAUUUUUAUUAAAAUUAAUAAAGUAUUCCAAUUAUAUUUUGGUCUAAA